AUGUUUAAUAAGACGAUUAGCAAUUAUUCAAACCUCUUAUUUAAAUUAAAUUAUUGCAAUGCUGUUCAGAAAUCCUUGCAAAUAUUGGAAAAAACUUCAUUGAUUCCGCAUGUCCCAGUUUUAUUUCAAACAGUUACACAAUACUUACUUCCAGGCCCAAAUAAGACGAUAAUUGACAUGACAUUUGGUGCUGGCGGUCAUAGUAAAGAAAUUUUGAAGCGGUUUGAAAAUGUUAAAAUUUAUGCACUUGAUUGUGAUCCGAUUUCUUACAAUUAUGCAAAAACUCUUCAAAAGGAGCAUCCUGGUCAAGUAAUUCCUCUUCUUGGAAAAUUUUCAGAUUUGCCAUUAAUACUUAAAUCAAUGGGGGAAGAAAAUAUAUUAGUUGAUGGUAUUUUAUUUGAUUUUGGUUGUUCUUCAAUGCAAUUCGAUAAAGCUGAAAGAGGAUUUUCAAUAUCUAAAAAUGGGCCGCUAGAUAUGCGAAUGAAUAAUGUUGAUCCAAAUCAGUUAACAGCCGGUGAAAUUCUAUCAAAAAUUGACGAAGUUGAUUUAAUUAAGAUACUAAAAAUAUAUGGUGAAGAGAAACAGGCAAAGAAAAUUGCACGAAGCAUUGUUAGUGCUCGUUCGUUGUUUAAAAUAAACACAACCAAACAAUUGGCUGACUUGGUAGAAAGUUGUUUUAACGACAAUUGUAAUCGAGUAGACAAAUUGUUGAGACCAGCUCAUUCGGCAACAAAAACUUUUCAAGCUCUUAGAAUAUUUGUUAACAACGAAUUGAAUGAAAUUAAUUUUGGUAUCAAAUUAGCUUACAAAUUAUUAAAGUUAAACGGCAGAUUGGUUACACUAACUUUUCAUUCUUUAGAAGACACUAUAGUCAAACGUCACUUGCAGAGUUCGAUUUUGCAAAACAAAAAAUAUAAAAUUGAUGCACUAAAAUAUUCCAGUCAUGAUUUUUUUUAUGAUAAUGAGAUUUUAGAACAUAUUUUAAAAAGAAAAUGGAAACAACUUCAUAAGCAUGUAAUUAAACCCAAUGAGGAUGAAAUAAAUUGGAAUCCAAGAAGUAGAUCUGCUAAAUUGCGAGCUUCGGAAAAAGUCUUUUGAAAUUAUCAAUUAAAGGUAAUGAAGAAACUUAAAUUCCAUCUGAGUACAAAUUCCACAUGAAAUUGCUCUAAAAUAAAAUUUAUAAAAGCUAUGAAAUCUAGUUCCAAUUUCUAUUACAAUGUCUUUUUAAGGCCAAUAGAUGUAUUUGUUUGUGUAACACAAAAAUGAUUGCCUUGCAUAGAUUAUAUAAUAAACGUAUAAGAAUAUAUAAUAAACAUUUUUCAUUCGGUACGAAUAUAUAGCAAUGUAUGUACAUACAUAGAUAUAUUUCAUAUGCGCUGCUUCACAAAUCUGUACAUAAUUUAACUUUUGCCCUUUAUAUGAUAACAGAUUUGUAAAAUUAUUUUGAAUGUUGGCUGCUUUACUUUAACUAAAAUUUCUAGUAUCAAUUUGCAUUUCGAAAAGACGGGUUCUUUGGAUUAACUAGAAAUCUUAAAUAAACAAGAUGCCAGUUGGAAAUUUAAUUUCGGGAAGUGAAAAAGCAAAGUGAGUUUAUUAUAAACUAGUUUCCUUAUUUUAAUUUGUAUAAGUUCUUAUUAAUACAGAGCAUAAUAAUAAAACUUUUGACACAUA
Messenger RNA from Condylostylus longicornis, 1671 nucleotides. Its product is annotated as probable methyltransferase-like protein 15 homolog. Gene Ontology annotation, molecular function: rRNA (cytosine-N4-)-methyltransferase activity. Lineage: Eukaryota; Metazoa; Arthropoda; Insecta; Diptera; Dolichopodidae. The coding region runs from base 1 to 1098 and encodes 365 amino acids. Gene Ontology annotation, biological process: rRNA base methylation. The record is from RefSeq and is a predicted model, not a curated record. The transcript has a single exon.